Molecule: messenger RNA, 843 nt
Organism: Fonsecaea nubica
Lineage: Eukaryota; Fungi; Ascomycota; Eurotiomycetes; Chaetothyriales; Herpotrichiellaceae
Exons: 3
Coding region: 1-843 (280 amino acids)
Source: RefSeq, a predicted model, not a curated record
AUGCCGUCCUUCGUGCCGAGCCAGGAACUGGUGCAGCAAUACCACCGCGACGGCUUCCUCGUGCUCCGUGCAGAAGAUCACGGCCUCGUCACACCUGAGCAGCUACAAGCCUGGACGGGGGAGGUGCGCGAGUGGCCGGCGGAAAGGGGCAAAUGGAUGCCGUACCACGAGGUCAACACCGACGGCACGCGACAGCUCAUGCGGACCGAGAACUUUGUCGACUACCAUCCCGAGUUCCACACGUUGCUGUGCGGCGAGGCCCUGGCGAGGAUUCUGAAGAGUAUUUCGGGAGAUGACAUGCUGCUCUUCAAAGACAAGAUCAACUACAAACUCCGCUCGGGCAACGGCUUCGCGGCGCACCUCGACGCGCCCGCGUACGAUCACAUCGGCAAGAUCGAGCACCUCACGGCCAACUUUGCCGUCGACGAAGCGACCGUCGACAACGGCUGCAUCGAGGUCGUCCCGGGCUCGCACCGCAUGCCCGUCGAGCUGUCCCACGGCGGCGCCAUCUCCAAGGCCUGGGAGGACAGCCACGAGUGGGUCAAAGUCCCGCUGCGGCCGGGCGACGUUCUCCUCUUCGGGAGCCACCUCGCGCACAGGAGUGCGCCGAAUCGCUCCCCGAAGAACAGGAGUAGUAUCUACGCGACGUACCAUGGGAAGAGUGACGGGGUGGAUCUGAGGCGGAGGUAUUACGAGCAUCGGAGGGAGAAUUUUCCUCCUGACCACGAACGCGUGGCUGGAAAGGAUUACAGCCAGGGUUACAAGACGUACGGGUUCGCCGCCCCGUUCAUGUCGGAGAAGCAGGUCGAUCAGGACACGGCCAGGGUACAGCCUGUCCAUUGA